CUAACCGGUCAGCUGCAUUGGAUCACAAGGCUUCCUGGUUAACGAGUGAAACCGAUGUUUUAUCUCUAAUAAAUGAUCAUAAAUGCAGACUGCUUUCUCGCAGUUCGACGUUGAUUUCAGUAGAUAGGACCCGGUACAACCGCAGCUACGAACAUGAACGCGGAGAAGGACUUUUCGCCUCUGACGCCCAACAUUGUCAGGGCUCUGAACGAUAAACUGUACGAGAAGCGGAAAGUCGCAGCUCUUGAAAUUGAGAAACUGGUACGGGAGUUUGUGGCUCAGAACAACUCCACUCAAAUCCGGCACGUAAUUCAGAUCUUGGCUUCGGAGUUUGCGCUUUCCCAGCACCCCCACAGUCGGAAAGGGGGUCUCAUUGGACUGGCAGCUUGCUCCAUCGCCCUCGGCAAGGACUCAGGUCUGUAUCUGAAGGAGCUUAUUGAGCCAGUACUCACAUGUUUUAAUGACUCAGACAGCCGUUUGCGCUACUAUGCCUGUGAGGCCCUCUAUAAUAUAGUCAAGGUGGCCAGGGGAGCUGUGCUGCCCCACUUCAACCUGCUUUUUGAUGGUCUCAGCAAGCUUGCAGCAGAUCCAGACCCCAAUGUGAAAAGCGGAUCUGAACUCCUGGACAGACUACUGAAAGACAUUGUGACAGAAAGUAACAAGUUUGACCUAGUGGCCUUUGUCCCCCUGCUUAGAGAGAGAAUCUACUCCAAUAAUCAGUAUGCUCGUCAGUUCAUCAUUUCCUGGAUUCAUGUUCUGGAGUCUGUGCCAGACAUCAACUUGUUAGACUACCUCCCUGAGUUCCUGGAUGGGCUCUUCCAGAUCCUGGGAGACAACAGCAAGGAGAUCCGGAGGACGUGUGAAGUGGUGCUGGGAGAGUUCCUGAAGGAGAUUAAGAAGGCGCCCUCCAGCGUGAAGUUUGCAGAGAUGGCCAACAUCCUGGUCAUCCACUGCCAGGUUGCAGAUGAAACAAAACUCACAAAUGACCUGAUCCAGCUGACGGCUAUGACGUGGAUGAGAGAGUUUAUCCAGCUUGCAGGCAGAGUGAUGCUCCCCUACUCCUCUGGCAUCCUAACUGCAGUGCUGCCUUGCCUCUCCUACGAUGACAGAAAGAAGAAUACCAAAGAAGCAGCCAGUGCCUGUAAUCACAGUCUGAUGAAGCUGGUGAUUCCCGAGGAUGAUGAGGAUGAAGAGAGAAGUGGAAGUACAUUAUCGCCGUCCAGGGAAGAUGGCCAGCCUAAGACCGAGGUGGACAGCAAUGACAUGCUGAACGCAUCACAAGAAUCAGUUGGUUUCAGUAAUAUCAGCUUCUUUACUCCAGCGAGUGCUGACAGGCCUCAAGUAACUCUGGACCUGGAUGGUAUUGUUCAGGUGUUGGACCGGCACCUCCACGAUUCCUCCACUGGCAUGAUGACCCGCAUAGCCGUGCUCAAAUGGCUAUACCACCUCUACAUCAAGACACCGCGCAAAAUGUUCCGCCACACAGACAGCCUGUUUCCCAUGCUGCUGAAAACACUGUCUGAUGAGUCUGAUGAGGUGAUACUGAAAGAUCUGGAGGUGUUAGCUGAGAUAGCAUCAUCUCCCGCUGGCCAAACAGACCAUGUCAGCUCCUGCGACAGCACUGACAAUAAACUGGAGCUCAAAGUCCCAGAAAGUGCCCAGCCAGGACAACAGUCCAGCACAGACUCCAAAGCAGUGGACUCAUCCCCCUCCACUCCCAGUAUGAACUCUUAUUUUUACAAGUUCAUGAUCAACCUGCUCAAACGUUUCAGUCUGGAGAGGAAGCUUCUGGAGAACAGAGGAGCUUUCAUCAUCAGGCAGCUCUGUCUGUUGCUUCAUGCAGAGAACAUCUUCCAUUCCAUGGCUGACAUCUUGUUGAAGGAGGAGGACCUCAAAUUUGCCUCCACCAUGGUGCAGACUCUCAACACCAUCCUGCUCACCUCGGCUGAGCUCUUCCAGUUACGCAACCAGCUGAAAGACCUGCGCACUCAGGAGAGCUGUGCAUUGUUUUGCUGCCUGUAUCGUUCCUGGUGCCACAACCCUGUGGCCACUGUGUCGCUCUGUUUCCUCACGCAGAACUACAAACACGCCUAUGAUCUCAUCCAGAAGUUUGGAGAUCUGGAGGUGACAGUAGACUUCCUGAUGGAGGUCGACAAGCUGGUACAGCUCAUUGAAAGCCCCAUUUUCACCUACCUGCGCCUGCAGCUCCUUGAUGUGGAGAACAACCCUUACCUGAUAAAGGCACUGUAUGGCCUGCUGAUGCUGCUGCCACAGAGCCAGGCCUUCCAGCUGCUCUCGCACCGCUUGCGGUGUGUCCCCAACCCAGAGCUCAUGAGGACUGUGGAUGAAUCCAAGUACAUGGACUCUAAACAGCAGGUGGCCUCCAAACGUGCCUCUCACACUCAGAUGGAUUACAAUGAGCUGCUCCAGCAUUUUGACCGCGUUCAGAGCAAACACUUGGAGGUCCGACACCAACGCUCAGGACGUGCCUCUGAUCAACCCGACAAGAAGAUGAUGUGAAGUCAUUGUGUCAUAAGACCUCUGGCCCCUGAGGACAGCGAGAGAAGGUGAAAGAAAAAUUUUAAGGACAAAAGUUGUACUGGAAAAGAUUAUUAAGAUGCUAUUGAUGCCAAAAAGUAUAAAGUAAGUUUGAUUUAAAAACUGUCUUAUCAGAGAAGCACUGGGUAUACAUAGUCAAAAAGCAGCUGAUAUGUUUGUAAAGGUUAUGUAACAUAAGACGCAAAAACAUUUUAAACAAAAACAGAUGUAAUACACUUCAGACCAUACACGAACAAUAAUAGUUGCUACUUUCACUGGAGAUUUGAAGAUUGUACAUACAUUCUCAUUAAUACGUAAGUUUUGGUGGCAAUAUAAUGGCCAUAUCCCAUCAUGCCCUGUCAGCAGCCGAGAUUUUCUCCAGCCAGAUUGAAUGUUCCCUGUGUUUCGAGUUCAUGGCUGCCUUAAUCUCUUGUCAAGCAGAAAAGAAAUCUCACUUACAGAGUAUUGACCCAGCUCAACUGACAUUUUAAACUUUGGAAGCCAUGGAUGACUCAACUCUGGAAUACAUUCUGUGCAGGCCCAUGUUGUUACACUUUUUGACCUUUCUUUGUUAGUGCAACUGAUCAGAAACUUUCACAUACACUACUCCAGCUUUUAAUUCCAUUUCCUUCUUAUAUAUUCUUCAGCUAAUAUGUAUUUGUCUCUGUACUGUCUUAAAAAGAGUCACACCUUUGUCAUUAUUAUGUGAAAAUCAAUAAAGUGGACCAUGUGAUUUAAAAUA
Molecule: messenger RNA, 3280 nt
Organism: Micropterus salmoides (largemouth bass)
Lineage: Eukaryota; Metazoa; Chordata; Actinopteri; Centrarchiformes; Centrarchidae
Gene: vac14
Product: vac14 homolog (S. cerevisiae)
Exons: 1
Coding region: 154-2520 (788 amino acids)
Biological process (GO): positive regulation of kinase activity; phosphatidylinositol biosynthetic process
Cellular component (GO): endosome membrane; PAS complex
Source: RefSeq, a predicted model, not a curated record